AUGGCGCUGGCGAUGGUGCCGGACGGCUUCGACGUCGCGGACGUGCCGCGGCCGCCGCAGCGCAUAACGGCGCAGUCGGAGGGGAUCGUCGGGCGCUGGUACAGCAACUUCUGGACGCUGCACGCGGUGCGCUACCAGUGCAUGCUCGCCGGCGUCGCGUGGCCCUUUGGUGAGCGUCAGCGGCCACGCACGAAUUACGACGAGCCGUUCUUCUUCGUCGACUUCGAGGAGAGCAAGGCGGUGCGCGACUACCGCAGCCGCUGGAUCAACGUGAACCGCAGCUUGGUCGGCAUGACAAAGCGCAUGAAGGAGGCGGAGGAGGAGGCGCGCUACAUGCGGUUCCGCAAGCAGCAGGACACGUUCUGGUCCAACCGCAAG
Molecule: messenger RNA, 378 nt
Organism: Trypanosoma grayi
Lineage: Eukaryota; Euglenozoa; Kinetoplastea; Trypanosomatida; Trypanosomatidae
Exons: 1
Source: RefSeq, a predicted model, not a curated record